CACACACAUACAUCGACAUCCACACACACACACACACACAUACAUCGACAUCCACACACACACACACACACACACACACACACACACACACACACACACACACACACACAACACAGCGAUGCCUCCCCGGAGGAAGCAGAGGGCGACCAAGGCGGCCAGUGGUGGCGCUGGUGCAGGCAGCAAGAAGCGCCGCGCUGAGGAAGCAGCAAAGGGAAGCACAGCCGCGGCCGAGGCGCAGGAAGAUGAGCUGCUGGAGCUCGGCGACAACCUGGAGCUGCAGCAGAACGACAGCGACAGCAACGACGACAGUAGCUCAGGCGCAGACGAGGACAUCCCCGUUGAUGAGGACGUGGAUGAGGCCAUGAUGGCACUUGCUGCACAGGAUGACGAGCAUGAGGAUGAUGAGCAUGACGGGGAAGGGAAUGACGAUGAUGACGAUGAGGAGAGCGAUGAUGAAGAGCUGGCGUUUGCCAUGGAUGACGUUACAGCAACCUCAGACGAAGACGAACACCCGCAGCAGUCUCGUGCCACCAAAUCCAAGAAGACCACCACCAACAACAAGCACAACGCCAAGAACGGCAACACCAAGCAGAAGCCAGGCAAGAACAAAGCCCGUAGCGUGGCUCCACCCCACCCUGACAAUGACUCUGCUGCGCUCAAGAACUUUGGCGACCUGUUCAGCUCAAUGGUACAAGGGAAGGUGAAGCCGGGGAGGAAAGGUGUGCAAAUGCGUGACGAAGACGGCGAGGACGAUGCGCACGCGCCAACACAGGCCAAGCAGAAGCGAAGGCGCCAGCGCACGAAGGCAUCAGCAGCCGCUGCACAGACGGCCGGUGCCGAUGACAGCGAUGCGGAUGCCGACGAUGAGCUGGACGAGCGCCCCGAUAUGGGCAGCGACGUUGAUGAUGAUGAUGACGGAGCAGUGGACAUGGAGGUGACGACAGCCGGCGGGGCGAGCGCAACCAGCAACACCGCCACCAACGGCGACGACGAUGAGGGCCCAUCCGAGCGCAUCCUGGAGUGGAUGGGCCGCGCGCCGCGCUACGAGGUGGUUGACGUGAAGGAGUACAUGGAGAAGCUCAAGACGCUGCAGCAGGACUCUGAGGAUGAGCAAUUUGGUGGUCCCGCCGAGGGCUCCAACGACGAGUACGAUGCAGACGAGUUCAAGCCCGCCCGCCGCGUGUAUGAUGUGGAGAGCCGCGAGCUGCGCAGCCUGUCGGACAUUUUCUCCAAAGCGCCGGACAGCGAGCAGUACCUGCGGGAGAAGCAGGAGCGCCACGAGCGCAUCCAGCAGCGCAUGCGUGAGCUGCAGAGCCGCAAGCCCAUGCCCGUUGCCAGCUCUGACUCUGACACGUCGGAUGACGAGCACUCGCGCAACACGGUGGGCAACAUCCCCAUGGAGUGGUACAAGGACUACGACCACCUCGGCUACGACCGCUCCGGCAAGAAGAUUUCCAAGUUGGGCAAGGCCAAGGACCGCCUGGACAAGUUCCUCGACAAGAUGGAGAAUGGCGGACUCGGCAGAACAGUGUACGACCCGACCACUGGCGAAGAGAUUGAGCUCUCUGAUGACCUCAUUGGCCAGAUCAAGAAGAUCCAGGCUGGCGAGCUGCCUGGAGAGCAGUACGAGGAUUAUGUCGACUUUUUCACGUCUGACGUGCAGCGCAUGCCUGUGACGGGCCGCCCAGAGCCCAAAAGCCGGUUUAUUCCCUCAAAGUGGGAGCACAAGAAGAUUAUGCACCUCGUGCGCGGUAUCCGCAAGGGUCGGCUGAAGCCGCUCGGUCCUCCCAAGAAGGAGCCUGAGUUUUACGACCUGUGGGGACAGGAGGAUGAUUCCUACCGCGCACCGGGCACACACAUCCCCGCUCCAAAGCUCGCCCUCCCAGACCACGACGAGUCGUACAACCCUCCGCCAGAGUAUCUGCCCACGGACGAGCAGCGCGCCCGCUGGGAGAAGACGCCGGUAGCCGACCGCCGCAAGUACUUUAUGCCAACAAAGUUCUCGUCGCUUCGGCUUGUGCCGGCGUACAACAUGUUCCUGCGGGAGCGGUUUGAGCGCUGCCUCGACCUCUACCUCUGCCCGCGCACACGGAAAGUCAGGCAAACGAACGUGAAUGCGCAGGCGCUGCUGCCCAAAUUGCCAGAUCCAAAGGACCUCCAGCCCUUCCCAACAGCCCACUCGCUGUCGUUCCUUGGCCACACGGACAUUGUGACGUGUCUGAGCGUGGACCCGACCGGCCAGUGGCUCUUCUCGGGCUCUGAGGACGGCACCCUGCGCAUGUGGGAGAUUGCCACGGGCAGAUGUGCCAAGGUGCUCGACUUGAAGGAGCCUGUGUUGGCGGUGGCCGCCAAUCCAAACCCGCAACUCUCACUCGUCGCCGUCGCGGCAAAGAACAAUCUGUACAUUGUCAACCACGGCCUCUCGUCCAAGGCCAUCACGGCGGCCACACAGGAGUUUGCGCCAAAGUGCAAGAAAACUGGAGCGAACAAGAACGCGCGCAUCACGGUGCGCUGGUACAACGGCGGGAACGGCGUUGCUGAUGACACAAUUGUGUACACCAUCAUGCAUCGCCUGGACGUCACCAAGCUCACGUGGCACCACCGUGGCAACUACCUCGCAAGCGUAAUGCCCGAAGGGACACACGACUGCGUUGCAAUUCACAGCAUGGGCAAGCAGGCCACGCAGUACCCCUUCCGCAAGAAGAACAACGACAUUCAAGAUGUGCAGUUUCAUCCGAAGCUGCCCGUCUUCUUCGUGGCGACGAAGACUCGCGUGCGCAUCUACAACCUGCAGACGCAAAUGCUUGUGAAAAAGCUGAUGACGGGAGUCAAGUGGGUGUCGAGCAUGGCUGUUCACCCGGGCGGCGACAAUGUCAUCAUUGGCUCGUACGACCGCCGUCUCGCCUGGUUUGACACAGACCUCUCUACAAAGCCAUACAAAACCCUCAGGUACCAUCGGUAUGCACUGCGCAGCGUCAAGUUCCACCGCCGCUACCCGCUGUUUGCCUCGUGCUCUGAUGACGGCUCUGUGCACGUCUUCCACGGCAUGGUUUACAACGACCUCCUCCAAAACCCGCUCAUCGUCCCCGUCAAGAUUCUCAAGGGCCACGAGAGGGUGAAGGGCCUGGGCGUGCUUGACAUUGCCUUCCACCCGCGGCAACCGUGGGUGUUCAGCGCUGGCGCAGAUGGUGUCAUCAAGCUCUACACGUAAUGUGCUCUGCUGUAUGUGUGUGUGUGCUCAGGGCAUGUGUUUGGCUUUGGUUUGCUACGAGGCUCUGGCUUGUUGGUGCCGAGUGCUUGAUCUGGCCGUGAAGCCAGCGGUGUUCUUUGUGCAUCCUGGACUGCAUGGUCAUGCAUCAGUAAAUGGGAAUGCGUACAGACA
Salpingoeca rosetta is the source of this 3382-nucleotide messenger RNA. RefSeq lists its product as uncharacterized. The record is from RefSeq and is a predicted model, not a curated record. The transcript is spliced from 16 exons. Gene Ontology annotation, biological process: maturation of LSU-rRNA from tricistronic rRNA transcript (SSU-rRNA, 5.8S rRNA, LSU-rRNA); ribosome biogenesis. Bases 119 to 3211 code for a protein of 1030 amino acids. NCBI's taxonomy places the organism in Eukaryota, Choanoflagellata, Craspedida, Salpingoecidae. Gene Ontology annotation, cellular component: preribosome, large subunit precursor; PeBoW complex. Gene Ontology annotation, molecular function: ribonucleoprotein complex binding; protein binding.